Messenger RNA from Solanum stenotomum, 1258 nucleotides. RefSeq lists its product as uncharacterized. The coding region runs from base 25 to 990 and encodes 321 amino acids. The transcript is spliced from 3 exons. The record is from RefSeq and is a predicted model, not a curated record. Lineage: Eukaryota; Viridiplantae; Streptophyta; Magnoliopsida; Solanales; Solanaceae. Gene Ontology annotation, molecular function: nucleic acid binding; zinc ion binding.
UCUCGGGUGAGAGACUUCGUGCGGAUGAAUCCCCCGGAAUUCUAUGGGUCUAAGUUAAAUGAAGACCCUCAAGAGUUCAUUGAUGAAGUCCUCAAGAUAUUAGCUAUCAUGGGCGUGAAGUCAGAAGAUAAGGCGGAGUUGGCGGCCUACCAACUAAAAGGGGUGGCCCAAAUAUGGUACAACCAAUGGAAGGAAGAGAAGGGGGUAAACUAUGUGGUGCAUUGGGAAGAGUUCAAAACGGCUUUCCUUAAUCGAUUCUUUCCUCUUGAGCUUAGGGAAGCCAAAUUGGUGGAGUUCAUGAAUUUAAAACAAGGGUCUAUGAGUGUGAGGGAGUAUGCCCUCAAGUUUAACCAACUUUCAAGGUAUGCUCCACACUUGGUUGCCGACUCACGGUCUAGAAUGAACAAAUUCGUGAUGGGUGUGUCCGACCUAGUGAGUGAAGAAUGCCGGUCCGCAAUGUUGAUUAGUGACAUGGACUUGUCCCGCUUGAUGGUCUAUGCCGAACAAAUGGAGGAGGAGAAGUUGAGGAAGAGGAGGGGUCAUGAGGCCAAGAGGGCCCGUUUUGAGGGCAAGUUCCAAAGUAGAACGGGAGGCCGGUUUCAUCAAGGUCAAGGGUCUUCUCAUGCGCUCCAUAAGGGGUUUGCCAAUGAUGUUCCAAGGGCCCAAGGUGUUAGGGGUAUGGGUCCUAUUGAUGUAUGUCCGAAGUGUGGUAAGGGCCAUGGUGGCCCGUGCUUGAGAAAUACCGGUGCUUGCUAUAGUUGUGGGGAAAUGGGGCACAAGGCAAUGGAUUGUCCUCGAAAUCGCAACAAGGGUAAGGAGGUCCGUCCACAAGGUGCCAAUGCGGUUCCUUUGGGGAGAGGGGGCCGACAAGAUGGUGCCCCAAGGCACAAUCGAUUUUAUGCUUUGCAUGGGAGGCAAGGGGUCGAUGAAGUCCCCGACGUCGUUACCGGGACCGGAGCACCGCUUGACCCUCGUCCUCCGCGUGGCUAAUACGAUUUUCUAUCAAGGUUAUUGGUGAGUCCUCCAUUCCGGGGACGUUGCUCAUGAUCUUUUGCUAUGUAUAAGACUUUUCUUUUAGUUAUGUUUUGACUAUGAGGGUGAGCCCGGUAGUUUGUCUUGGCCCCCGCUAAGUACUCAUGUUUAGAGGUGGUGUUGGACAAGUUGUGUAUUAUGCUUGAGCUUGACUCAUCUAUGGUAUUUAUGUAUCAUUUCUUCUUUUUUUCUUUUACUCCCUUAGUCCCGAUUUCCCCCUUUGAUU